Molecule: messenger RNA, 1824 nt
Organism: Sorghum bicolor (sorghum)
Lineage: Eukaryota; Viridiplantae; Streptophyta; Magnoliopsida; Poales; Poaceae
Product: calreticulin-like
Exons: 14
Coding region: 110-1390 (426 amino acids)
Biological process (GO): protein folding
Cellular component (GO): endoplasmic reticulum membrane; endoplasmic reticulum
Molecular function (GO): calcium ion binding
Source: RefSeq, a predicted model, not a curated record
CGCUAUCCACCACUACCAGGAGGGGUUUCCGGGGCAGGAGAAGAAUCAGCGGAAGGUUCUAGCAGGUUCCACUCGAAGUGGUGGGCGUUCCCUCUCGCCGUCCACGGUGAUGGCGAUCCUCGAGAGGUCGUCGUCCCCCGCCGCGGCCUCCGUCGCCGUCGCGGCCCUGAUCGCGCUCGCGUCCGUCGCCGGCGUCGCCGGCGAGGUCUUCUUCCAGGAGAAGUUUGACGAUGGAUGGGAGGAUCGAUGGGUCAAGUCCGACUGGAAGAAGGACGACAACACGGCAGGCGAGUGGAACCACACAUCUGGCAAAUGGAACGGAGAUGCCGACGACAAAGGAAUCCAGACCUCUGAAGACUACAGGUUCUACGCCAUUUCAGCGCAGUACCCUGAGUUCAGCAACAAGGAUAAGACCCUGGUGCUGCAGUUCUCGGUGAAGCAUGAGCAGAAGCUCGACUGUGGCGGUGGCUAUUUGAAAUUGCUUGGGUCUGAUGUUGAUCAGAAGAAGUUUGGUGGCGACACCCCAUACAGCAUCAUGUUUGGGCCGGAUAUCUGCGGGUAUGCCACCAAGAAGGUCCACGCUAUCCUUACUAAGAACGGCAAGAACCAUUUGAUCAAGAAGGAGGUGCCAUGCGAGACAGACCAGCUGACACAUGUUUACACCCUGAUCAUCCGGCCUGAUGCCACAUACAGCAUUCUCAUUGAUAACGAUGAGAAGCAAUCUGGUAGCAUCUAUGAUGAUUGGGAUAUUCUUCCUCCAAAGAAGAUCAAAGACCCUGAAGCCAAGAAGCCAGAAGACUGGGAUGAUAAGGAAUACAUUCCUGAUCCUGAGGACAAGAAGCCAGAGGGUUAUGAUGAUAUUCCCAAGGAAAUUCCUGACCCUGAUGCAAAGAAGCCAGAGGAUUGGGAUGAUGAGGAAGAUGGUGAAUGGACUGCCCCAACCAUUCCUAACCCAGAGUACAAAGGACCAUGGAAGCAAAAGAAAAUCAAGAAUCCAGACUACAAGGGCAAGUGGAAGGCCCCUUUGAUUGACAACCCAGAUUUCAAGGACGAUCCUUACAUCUACGCUUUUGACAGUUUGAAGCACAUUGGCAUUGAGCUGUGGCAGGUUAAAUCAGGAACUUUGUUCGACAACAUUUUGAUAACUGAUGACCCUGAGUACGCCAAGAAGUUAGCAGUGGAUACCUGGGGCAAGCAGAAAGAUGCUGAGAAGGCUGCCUUCGACGAGGCUGAGAAAAAGAGGCUUGAGGAGGAAUCUGCAAGCAGUAAGGACGACGAUGACGACUUAGAUGUAGAUGAGGAUGAGGAUGAUGCGGACGAUGACAAGGCUGAUCAUAGUGAUACUGAUGAGGCCGAGGACAGCGAAGAGGCUAAACAUGAUGAGCUCUAGAGCACGCCGAGGUAGAGGAAUACCAUCUUUUUCUUUUCAGUUUCAGUUUCAAUCGGAGCUGUUGAUGACAGAGUUAUCAUCCCAUCCCAACAGAAGAAGGCCGCAGGGCGUGCGCCGGUCUCGACAUAUAGCGAGUAGUUGUCCAUCCCUCUGUAACACUACUGAGGGCAAUUUUCAUUUUCCCACUGUAGUGUCAAUUCCCCAAAUGCGGGCCGUAGUCAGACAUCGUGAAACCAAGUUUUCGUCAGUGUUGCGUAGACAUAUUCUUUGGUCGUUGCCCAAGUUAUAUUAAUUUGCAUUCCAUGGGCGGAAAAAUUGCCACCGCUUUCUUGUUGGGACCGUUCCGGCGAUUUGUUUGGCUGGUCGUGUUGGUUUAAUUCUUGCUGGCCAGCGACAAAAACAUGCCUGGCCUAAUGGAGUCGAUAUGCUUGUUU